CCAGGAACCAGAUCCUGCAUUGCCAGUGUCUCAGGCGGCCUGGAUUUUGAAAGCACGAGCUCUGACUGAAAUGGUGUACGUGGAUGAAAUUGACACAGAUCAGGACGGAAUCGCAGAAAUGAUGCUGGAUGAGAAUGCUAUUGCUCAAGUUCCCCGUCCUGGAACAUCUCUGAAACUCCCUGGAACUAAUCAGACAGGAGGGCCUAGCCCCACGGUCAGGCCUAUCACUCAGGCUGGAAGACCCAUCACAGGUUGUUUGAGGUCCGGCACGCAGAGCGGAAGACCAGGCACUUUGGAGCAGGCCAUCAGGAUGCCGAGGACCGCCUACACUGCCCGCCCCAUUGCCAGCUCGUCCGGGAGGUUUGUCAGGCUGGGAACGGCUUCCAUGCUUACAAGUCCUGAUGGACCUUUUAUAAAUUUAUCUAGACUGAAUUUAACAAAAUAUGCCCAGAAACCUAAAUUGGCAAAGGCUCUGUUUGAGUAUAUCUUUCAUCAUGAAAAUGAUGUUAAGACUGCUUUGGAUUUGGCUGCCCUUUCCACGGAGCAUUCUCAGUACAAGGACUGGUGGUGGAAAGUGCAGCUUGGAAAAUGUUACUACAGGUUAAGAUUGUAUCGUGAAGCAGAGAAACAGUUUAAAUCAGCCCUGAAGCAGCAGGAAAUGGUAGAUACAUUUCUCUACUUGGCAAAAGUUUACAUCUCAUUGGAUCAACCCGUGACUGCUAUAAAUCUUUUCAAACAAGGCUUAAACAAGUUUCCAGGAGAGGUAACCUUACUUUAUGGAAUUGCCAGGAUCUAUGAGAACAUAAACAUGGAAACUGCGACAGCCUACACGGUGACUUGUGGCUGCUCUCCACGAAGUCGCCAGAGCAGAGCUGAGACAGCAGCCAGACUCCAGCUGCAGUCCGGCGGCACUCCGCCCUUGCGUCCUGGCCACUCAGUCUCUGUCGUGGCAGCCCGAGUAGAUGAAUACGCCACGCUGGGCACCCCUCUCCGGUUUUUCAGGCGAGUCCUCCAGAUGGGUGUUUACAACUGCCCGCUUUUUAACAACCUGGGGCUCUGUUGCUUCUACGCCCAGCAGUACGAUAUGACUCUGACCUCGUUUGAACGUGCCCUUUCUCUGGCUGAAGAUGAAGAAGAGGUAGCUGCCGUCUGGUACAACUUGGGACAUAUUGCUGUGGGGGUAGGGGACAUGAACCUGGCCCACCAGUGCUUCCGGCUGGCUCUGGUGAGCGACAACAACUUUGCGGAGGCCUACAACAACCUGGCAGUGCUGGAGAUGCGGAGGGGCCACGUGGAACAGGCAAAAGCACUGUUACAAACUGCAUCAUCUUUAAUACCCAAUUUGUACGAGCCACAUUAUAAUUUUGCAACAAUUUCUGAUCAGAUUGGAGAUCUACAGAGGAGUUAUACUGCUGCUCAGAAGUCUGCGGCAGCAUUUCCAGCUCACAUGGACACGAAACGCUUAAUUGAGCAGUUAAAGCAGCAUUUUGCUGUGCUCUGAUUUUUCCUCAGUUAAAUGUAAUUCCUAUAUAUGUACUUAGGGAAAAAGUAGUAUAUUUGUAAUACAAACCUGUGCUUGAUAUUAGUGAAGGUGACGUAAAGGGAUUUAAACACCAGAAUGUUUAAAACUGUAUAAUAAUAACUUAAUAAGAUAACAUCAUUUUUAAAAGACAAGAUUUUAAUCAUUUGUAAGCAGAUCGUGACCUCCUCCACAGUAUAUAGUACAUGUUUGUUUACAAUGUUUACAAAACAUUUUCAUGAAUUUCUUCAAAUUGUUAAAAAUGCACAUUGUUAAUGUCCUUUAGUCGGCCAUUAGCUAGCAUGUAGCUUAAGAGGUAUGAAAUCUGCCUUUACAGUCGCACUUUUAUGGCAAAAAAUUAUAUACUUACCCUUGGUACAGACUUUAGAAGUUAAAGGUUGUAUUUAAAGCUAUUUUUUAUGAAACGCUUUGUGAGACAUUCGACAUUUUCUUAUAUAUUAUGCUUUAAAUAAAUGUGUAUAAAACACCA
This is a messenger RNA of Odocoileus virginianus texanus, 2009 nucleotides long. The record is from RefSeq and is a predicted model, not a curated record. Lineage: Eukaryota; Metazoa; Chordata; Mammalia; Artiodactyla; Cervidae.